This is a messenger RNA of Cajanus cajan (pigeon pea), 1494 nucleotides long. Its product is annotated as phosphoenolpyruvate/phosphate translocator 2, chloroplastic. Gene Ontology annotation, molecular function: transmembrane transporter activity. Lineage: Eukaryota; Viridiplantae; Streptophyta; Magnoliopsida; Fabales; Fabaceae. Gene Ontology annotation, cellular component: membrane. The record is from RefSeq and is a predicted model, not a curated record. Gene Ontology annotation, biological process: transmembrane transport.
AAUGUUUGGUCGAUACUUCCUCAGACACAAAUUCAGAAACAGCAUUAAUUCGUGCAUUGUCUGAAUCUCUGUUCGUUCACUCCAUGCAACAACGGCUAUGUCUCCUUAUUCUCUCUCUUUGUUAGCCUCUCAUCACAACCCCAAAAUGCACACCCUUUCUUUUUUGUCACACUCUCCACAUCAUGUUCCAAACCACACAUCCAAACCCAAGAAUUUCCCUUUUCAAUUCUCUCCUCAUUCCCACACCAUCAAUGGACCCUCUUCUUCUUUGCUCCUCACUGCCACAAAGUCUUCACCUUUUCUCCUUUCCACCCCAAAAUUUGCAUCUUUCAGAGUCCUUGCUGCCUCUCUUCCUGAAGCCAGAAGUGAUGAACCAACCAAAACUAGUGGUUUGCUCAAGACUCUACAGCUUGGGGCCAUGUUUGCAACUUGGUACCUCUUGAAUAUCUACUUCAACAUCUACAACAAACAGGUUCUAAAAGUCUAUCCAUUUCCAGCAACAGUUACAGCAUUUCAAUUUGGGUUUGCAACAUUGAUGAUUAAUUUGAUUUGGAGCUUGAAUCUCCAUAGGAGACCAAACAUAAGUGGCUCACAGCUUGCAGCAAUUCUUCCUCUGGCUGUGGCUCACACAAUUGGGAAUCUCUUGACCAACAUUAGUCUUGGAAAGGUUGCUGUAUCUUUCACUCACACAAUCAAAGCUAUGGAGCCUUUCUUCACUGUUGUUCUUUCCACUCUUUUCCUGGGUCAGAGGCCUACUUUCUGGGUAGUUUCUUCCCUUAUACCAAUAGUGGGGGGAGUGACACUGGCAUCAAUGACUGAAGUCUCUUUCAAUUGGAUUGGAUUCACUACUGCUAUGGCAUCUAACCUUACCAAUCAAUCACGGAAUGUUUUGAGCAAAAAACUGAUGACUAAUGAAGAGGAAGUUUUGGACAAUAUCAAUCUCUACUCAGUUAUAACCAUCAUUUCCUUUAUCUUGUUGGUCCCAUGCACUAUACUUGUGGAGGGUGUCAAGUUUACUCCUUCUUACCUGCAAUCUGCUGCAAGCCAAGGGCUGAAUGUUAGAGAGCUGUGUGUCAAAUCAGUUUUGGCUGCUUUCUGCUUCCAUGCAUAUCAGCAGGUCUCUUACAUGAUAUUACAAAUGGUGUCCCCUGUGUCCCACUCGGUUGGAAACUGUGUGAAGCGUGUGGUUGUCAUUGUUUCUUCAGUUAUCUUCUUCCAAACUCCUGUCUCACCCAUUAACACACUUGGAACUGGUGUUGCACUUGUUGGAGUUUUCUUGUACUCAAGGGCAAAUCGGAUAAAGCCAGUGCCAAAGACAAAUUGAGGCAGCAUAACUCUUCUAAAGAAACGAAAAGAAGGAAAAGGAAGAGUAAAUACUUCAGACAUAACAACCAUUAUCAGUGUAAAAUAUUAUUUUUUAGGUUAAUGAUCAUGUACGUAAAAUAGUUUUACACGAUCAAUAAUAAAUUCAAUGUUAGUAUGACUUUUUAUUCA